Messenger RNA from Haliotis rubra (blacklip abalone), 2358 nucleotides. Its product is annotated as ileal sodium/bile acid cotransporter-like. Lineage: Eukaryota; Metazoa; Mollusca; Gastropoda; Lepetellida; Haliotidae. Gene Ontology annotation, cellular component: membrane. The transcript has 3 exons. Bases 816 to 2267 code for a protein of 483 amino acids. The record is from RefSeq and is a predicted model, not a curated record.
GACAUCAGGAUUACAGUUCCACCACAGGCUGUAUCUUCCAUCACAUGACGGCAUACAUGUCCUGGCUGACACGUCCAAACACAGCCAAUUACUUCUACACCCAUAAGUAUGAAGAACGUUACUUCCUCGUUAUAACGAAUGUCAGCUCACCCUUUAAGAGACUCGCGGAGACAGAUGCAUGAGCCUGGGUCUCUUUGCAUUUGUACAGAUUGAUUUGGCCAGUGUGCCAUGACGCGUGAUUAAUGUUAAUUGUUUCAAAAUAAAAAGCAAAUUAAAAAUAAGUAACCUAUACAUGCGAAUAUAAAACAAUUUUUUUGAAGCAAUAACAAAACACACUUUACUAUUUACAAACGUGUGUAUACCAACCACUAUCAAGAGCAUCGGGAUCGUGAAUAAAGCUGGCCUAUACCAUCUAACAUUGAAAUCAUCCAACUGUUUAUUGAUUUAUUCACUUAAUAUAGUGAUGUGUGAAGGUAAUUUAAACAGUUUAUCGGGAAGUCACAGCCCACGGCUAGGAAUAGCUCACAAGCCAGGGUGGGCUGCCAUUCUCGUUCGUUUUAGGAGCGUGAGCCACAAUUUAUAACUUGCCGUGGACUUUGAUUUGUCAACAGUUGCCGAGCACAGUGCGGCAAACGCAAUCUGAAUCAGAACACGGAAAUUCAGAAAUAUUUAUGACAGAUCAGGCAAGUUGUCGUACCGAGCAAUAACGGUCGACAAGUUUAGGCGGCGAAAUGCACUCAUACCAACCAGCAGUUGAUCCAUGCUUUGGUUUCCAGUGAAAUCGUGUGUCCACCAACUGACCGAGGUCGGAGAACAUGAAGGGUCUGUGUCCAUUUCGAUGGUUUCUGACAUUGUUGUGUGGAUUUCUUUUGCACAUACGUCAUGGAUUUGCUGACACGUUUAAUUUUAAUGCAUUGACUAAAAUACCAAUACUGAUCGACGAGAGUGACUCGAAGAGUAUAGUUUUCAAUACAACAGUGGACAACAAGAGGCCUACUUCGGCGUUCUUGCAUUUCGUCACCGAGGACCCGAAGAUAGCCGCAGUGACCGGGAAUGACGUGUUACCCGUGGCGGAAAAUGUUACCAUUCAGAUACGAGGGAUAUUUCUAGGGCAAACAUAUGUCAAAGUUUCAUCUAACAGUUCCGACCUAGCCUCCGGCAAUGCUUCGUGUCUACGUAAGGGAGGUAACUCGUCUAACACUUGGUGUGAGGUGGAUGAAAAAUAUGAAAUUAUUGUCAGUCGUAAAGUGAGGCCUAUUGACACUGUGUUUAAUGUCGUCAUCAUUUGCCUUGUUGUUGUGGCAAAUAUUGCCAUGGGAUGUAAAGUUGAAAUUCCUGUUGUCAAGGAUACCAUGAAGAGACCUGUUGCACCAAUCACAGGACUAGCCUCCCAGUUCAUCUUGAUGCCAGUGAUAUCGUUCCUGUUUGCAUACUUCAUUGACUUUCAACCAUCACUACGUCUGGGGUUCUUUGCCCUUGGUUGCUCACCAGGUGGCUCUGCCAGCAACAUAUACUCGUACCUCACUGGAGGAGAUGUCUCUCUUAGUGUUACCAUGACAUUCAUCAGUACCGUGGCAUCUUUAGGUCUGAUUCCCCUCUGGCUGUUUACAUUGGGUACGCAUGUCCUGGCCAAAGGAACCAACCUGAAAAUUCCCUUCACAAACAUCUUUGUAUCGCUGUUGGGCCUGGUCAUCCCUAUUGGUAUUGGCCUCAUCAUCAAGCACAAGAGACCAGAAUGGGCCAAGAAACUGGUGAAGAUUAUUCGACCACUCACUGUGAUCUUUCUUGUGUUUGUUUUCACUGUGGGUUUGUAUGCCAACUGGUACAUCUUCCGUCUGCUGGAACCACUGGUUCUGUUUGUUGGCUGUCUGCUGCCAUAUUGUGGCUUCUUCUUUGGGGGGCUUGUGGCUUUCUUUGCUCGGCAAUCUAAGAAAAACGUCAUUACCAUUGCUAUCGAAACUGGAAUUCAAAAUACAGGAAUAGCCAUUGUUUUGCUGAGAUUUUCUCUGCCUGCCCCAGCUAAUGACAUCAGCAUUGUAGCUCCUAUAGCUGCUGCCAUCUUCACACCCAUCCCCUUAGUCAUUGCCAUUCUGUAUAUUGAAAUCCGGAAAAGAUGCCACAAGAAAUACCCAGUGGACACCAAGGCCAGUUGUGAUGACCAUGCUGAGAUGAUAGGUAAUUCACACAAUUCCUCCAAAGCCUCAUCUCGUGUUCCAGUGUAUGAAAUCACCAGCACCAAGGAUCAUGGAGAUGGCCUAGAGGGCUAGGUACGGAGACCAGGAUUGUAAGCUCCUAGCAACACAUGACUUCUUCAGAUAUUCCACACCUGUUUCCUUCCCUGGGCUAGCUCCGGCUACC